Molecule: messenger RNA, 2908 nt
Organism: Xyrichtys novacula (pearly razorfish)
Lineage: Eukaryota; Metazoa; Chordata; Actinopteri; Labriformes; Labridae
Source: the annotation of a GenBank genome assembly
GGUCUUUCACUUAUAGAUGGAGUACCACUGUACUCUGUCUUUAGAGGUGGGGAAUGACAUGCAGGAAAGACGCCACAUCAUAUUUAUCAUUUUGCACUGGAGACAUGGUUGUUCUUCUGCCUUAGCGUCUCGGUCUGAUUGUAUUUCCAUGAAGUAAAGAUCAUAAAUGUUCUUCCUUGAGCUGCGUCACCCCGUUGUAGUCUGUAAUGGACUGGCCUGAGGUCUCGCUACAAAUAAGCGGCUGCUGGAAGAGAGUAGGUGAGUUGUGUUUAGUCUCUUUACUAAAGAAAUUAGGCAAAGUUAAAAAGAUGUUUGGUGGCUAGUGCUAUGGCUGGGACCCUAUAUGUCCUGUUGAUGAAGUUAGGUGCUGUUCUGAGCAUUAUUUGUGGUUAUAGAGUGGCGUUUUGGUUGAGGUUUGUUUAUGGCUCCUCAGACUGCUGUGUAUUGCUAUCGUGUGGUCGUUUCUAAAGUUGGUAUAACUAGAGAAGCACGCGGUCGGCAACAUUCAUCUCUCAGUGUUACGGUGUGUUUGACCCCAAAUUGAUUUUACCCCGGAAUAUCCCUUUAAACCACUAGUAAUAUCUUUUGGCAGAAAAUCUCAUCCUGCUGGUCUUUGACAGUCAAACUGUGAAUAUUCCAUGAAGAAAAUAUAAAACUGGCUGUUUCCCUAGGGCUGCUUGGCUCACGCCUACUCCUCACACCAAUUUCAGGUGUUUAAUAAAACUGUUUCAAAAUCAUAAAUCUUUUCCCCGAUGGUCUUGUUUGCUUUUGUGUGUCAUAGAAAAACAUCAGGAUGAACUUUAUUCUUUUCUAUCAAUGUCCAAAAAUUCCUUACAGGAGCUUUAAUGUCCCUCAUAAUAUCAUAAAUCUGCUCAUUCACAAAACGGUCAUAUUUUAACCUCCUUGCUUUGAUUUCUAAUGCUUGUUUUUAAAGAUUUUAAUGCAAUAUGUAAUUUAAAUUUGCAUUUCCAUGUCUUACAAAUAAAGUAACCUGAAAGUGGCUCAAAUAUAUAAAGACUGUCAAUCCCUUCUUUAAAUGUUUAUGUUUCAGUUGCAUUAUUAUUGGUCAGUUUAUUUUACAGUGUGUUGAUAGUCUCGAGUUCUGAUGACUACCAGGUCCUUUCUCACUUUGAUAGCUCUGACGCACCAGCAGUGAUCCCUCUGAGGUCUCCAAUGUAAACCACAUCACGCUGCGCUCACAUUUGGGCUGGCUGCAGCCUGGAGCCACACUGAUGAAGUGACGUGAGCUCUUGACGACGCUAAAUGGCAGCACUUGAAAUAGCCUACCUGCCAGCCCCGCUCACCCACUAGCUGAUGCGAUCACGACCCCAUUAGCAGCGUUUCAGCACCGCGGCGCCCUGGACAGCUCCUCCGCAGAUUUUCUUUCACUCCAGGAUCAUUAAUUUAAGGUGGAAAAUAGAGACACACAAUUCUGUUUAGUUUUCACCUCAAGGAGCUGGAACUUUAGGGAAAAGAAAUGGAUAUAAACCGACCAGCAAAUGUCUCCUUUUUUGACUUCAUUGGAGGAGUUCAACUUCUCCAGGGGGAGGACACCAGAACAGCCAUGCCGGUCAUCCUCAUCGGGAUCUGCGUCUCCGGAGCUGUUGGAAAUUUGCUCGUUUUGCUGAUUUUCAUCCGUGACUUUAGGAACGGAAAGGGCUCCGAGGUGAAGGCUCUCCUCGCCUCUCUGGCUUCCACAGACUUGGUGAUCUUGCUGCUGUGCGCCCCCGUGCGCGCCAUCACCUACUACAAGCAGUCCUGGACCCUGGGGAGUUUUGUGUGCAGCACCACGGACUGGUUCCAGCACUCGUGUGUGGUUGCGAAAACUUUAAUCCUCGCAGCUACCACCAGAGCCAAACACACUUUGGUCCCCAGCACCGGGUCGGGGUCCUUCUCUGGACCGACGUGGAUCCACGGAGCCCUCGCGUUCAUUUGGAUCGUGUCCAUGAUGUUCCCUCUUCCUCAGAUGCUUUUCGCCGCUUUGGUGCCGCACGGACGCGACAAAAUCUGCGUCUCUGAGAUGCCGGUGUGCGCGUCUGACUUCAUGAGUUUGUUCUACAAGAUUUAUCCAACUGCGACCUUCGUGGUGCCGGUCAUCUUUACGCUCGCCUACUACACGAAAACGCUCCACGCUGCCGUGAACCACGAACCCAGCCCGCAGCACCAGAGCAAAGUCACCCUGGUUCUGCUGUGUCUGAGCGGCGCCCUGGGGCUCAUGCUGCUGCCAGAGUGGGGGACUUUCACCUGGAUUAGACUCGGCUACAACAAACCACCUGUGGGCCUCAUCAUCUUCGCGCAAGUCUUCCUUUACGCAUGCAGCUCUCUCUCUCCAGUCGUCCUCAUGACCAUGUACGACGACGUGCGCCAAGGGCUCAUCGCCAUCUGGUUCAUCGCGACCUGCAGAGGCUCAAAGCAGCUCCCCAACAACAACACCACCAAGAAGAACAAGAAGUGUACAAAGACGGAGGGGAACGGAGCAGAAGUGGGGGCCAACGCCGUCGCCAACGCCGUCUCAGGGGGGGACACAGAGAAGGAGAAGACCAUCCCGGACGUGGAGCACUUUUGGACAGGGCGCAGGAACACGCAAAUCGAGGAGGAGCAGGACCCAGUUCCGUGGGAGAGAGAGGAGAAGAUGUUGUAAUAAGGCGGAUGAGAUGUAAAAGAGUCAGAAGUUGGUUGUUAGAUCGUGGACCCGCAGUGCAGACCCUCGUUGACCGGUUGUAGUGGCCUGUGUGCUGUCGUGAGCUUUAUUAGAUUAUUAAAAAACAAACUUUGAUGUUUUAUCUUCAUGUUUCUAUCUUCUUUUAUUUGUGCUGCACAGUCCAGUAAAUCACCUUCAUUGUACAAACAUGAUGCCAGUGUAAAUACCCAUAAUAACACUGAAGCUCAUUGAUUGUGAGUGUGAUGC